Messenger RNA from Trichoderma citrinoviride, 384 nucleotides. RefSeq lists its product as hypothetical. NCBI's taxonomy places the organism in Eukaryota, Fungi, Ascomycota, Sordariomycetes, Hypocreales, Hypocreaceae. The annotation marks the transcript as partial. The record is from RefSeq and is a predicted model, not a curated record. The transcript has 4 exons.
UCGUGGAGGCAGCAUUGGAUGUUCUUUGCCGUGGCGAGCGGUGCUUGCGCGGCGUUCAACGGCGUGUUUGCCAAGCUAACCACAACAGAGCUCACAUCAAAGCUCUCAACCGCCAUCGCCACAUCACUCAACAUCCAAACCCACUCCUCCAUUAUCUUCUUCAUCCUCAACCUAACCUUUAACGGCAUCAUGUGGUCCCUCUUCACAACAGCCCUCAAGAGAGGAAAAUCCGCAACCCAAGUCUCCAUCAUGAACACCUCCACAAACUUCCUCGUCACCGCAUUCACAGGCCUCGUCAUCUUCUCCGAGGCCCUGCCCCCGAUGUGGUGGGCCGGCGCGGCUCUCCUCGUUGCCGGCAGCGUCGUUGCCGGGCGCAAGGAUGAG